AUUAAACAGGUAACCGCAAAGGCUGUUAUCAUUUUUUUUUUUUUUUUUUUGGUUUUGUUUUGUUUGUUGUGAUUAAAAAGAGAGAGAGAGAGAGAAAAAAAAAAGAGAGCGAUUUUUUUUUAUUGAACCCCACCCACCCACUUUAUCACUCACUCUUUUUUUUUUUUUGACACGAGACUCAUGUCUGCUGCUGUUCUUUACACUGUCGGCAUAUUGACAGUAAGCGAUUCUGCUUCUGCCGACCACGCCCUUGAUAAAAGCGGUCCUCUCUUAAAAACUCUCUUAGUGGAAACAGGAAAAUACGCUGUCCUAAACAGAACUGUUGUACCCGAUGAAAUAAAUGCUAUUCAAAACAUCAUCAAGACUUGGUCCAAUCUUCAUCUUGUCAUCAUUACAGGUGGAACAGGUUUUUCUCCCAGAGACGUUACUCCUGAAGCUGUCAAACCUUUAUUGACAAGAGAAACACCGGGUAUCACACACCUUUUAUUAUCUUCCUCCCUUGCUGUGACACCCUUUGCCGCACUUUCAAGACCCGUGACGGGUAUCCGUGACAAGACCAUGAUUAUUACCUUACCCGGUAGCCCUAAAGCCUGUCAAGAAAACAUGAGUGCCAUCCUAAACCUUUUACCUCAUGCGCUUGAUCUUUUAACAGACCAGAAAUCCGUGAAACAGUUCCACGAGAAACUUCAACAGCAACAGCCACAACAGUCAGAGGAGACACCAAAGGAGCCAAAGGAGCCAUCAAAGGAAAUCCAUCGAUGCAGACAUGAUCGAGAGGAAGACUCGACACAACUCUCGGGUCAGUCUGCUCUUUUAGAAACACCUGUAUCUCGUCGUUUACGCAGCUCACCUUACCCUGCUAUACGCAUUGAUAGAGCAAUCAAAAUUGUAGGAGAACAUGCGCAUCGUUUGAAUAUCAUGAGCAUGCCCGUAUCCCAGUUCUUACCAGGCUAUGUCUUGGCAGAGAACGUUUCCUCUCUUGAGCCUGUACCCGGAUACCGUGCUUCCACUGUCGACGGAUACGCUGUUCACGUUGAGGAUGGACCUGGUAUUUACCCAGUAGAAUCCGUAUCUCUUGCUCAAGCUACCACCUGCACCACAUUAAGUCGAGGCAAAAUAGCACGUGUGACCACAGGUGGUAUGGUACCUGAUGGUGCCAAUGCUGUUAUUAUGGUGGAAGACACCAAACUGAUCCGAUCUUCAGAGGACGGUCAACAUGAAUUGGAGAUUGAGAUUUGUGCCUCUGCACAUACCGGUGAGAAUAUCCGUGAAAAGGGUUCAGAUUGUGAGGUAGGACAAUUAAUUGCACGUCAAGGACAACGUGUGGGUAGCGAAUUAGGUACGUUGGUCUCUGUGGGUGUACGUCAUGUAAAAGUGUAUCGUAAACCUCGUGUGGGUGUCUUAUCCUCUGGAAACGAAGUCUUGGAUCAUAUUCAUACCGAUGUAUUGAAACCGGGUCAAAUUCGUGAUACAAACCGUAUGACGCUUUUAGCUGCUAUUGCUGUGGCUGGUUAUGAAGCAGUGGAUCUGGGAAUUGUGGAUGACGAUGUGGAUGAAAUGACAGAGAGAUUAGAAGAAGCACUUUCUAAAGUGGAUGUCUUGAUCACAACAGGAGGUGUAUCCAUGGGAGAAGCUGAUUUUAUGAAGCCAAUUCUGGAACAAAAGAUGGAUGCCACUGUACAUUUUGGCCGUGUCUUGAUGAAACCAGGUAAACCUACCACUUUUGCUACAGUACCUCAAGGAAAACGAGGAGAGAAAUUAGUUUUUGCUUUGGCUGGUAAUCCAGUCUCUGCCAUGGUGGGUUUUCAUUUGUUUGUGGUACCCGCCUUGAGAAGAAUGGCAGGUUGGGAGAAACCAGAGCAUGGGUUGGUGCCCGUAAAGAUUGAAGAGGAUAUUCACUUGGAUGCUCGACCCGAAUAUCAUCGUGUACAGGUCAGGAUCGACCAUGGGGGUUUGGUGGCAACGUCUACAGGGGCUCAACAGAGCAGCCGUAUGUUGAGUUUAGUAGAAGCCAAUGGUUUACUUCAAUUACCCAUGCGUACCCCUGAAAUCACUCUUUUACGCAAAGGAACGUCUGUUCCGUGUAUCUUGAUUGGAAGCUUGACAAAAUAAAUAAAUAAAAAAAGUUGGCCAC
Molecule: messenger RNA, 2134 nt
Organism: Mucor mucedo
Lineage: Eukaryota; Fungi; Mucoromycota; Mucoromycetes; Mucorales; Mucoraceae
Product: MoaB/Mog domain-containing protein
Exons: 5
Coding region: 181-2112 (643 amino acids)
Biological process (GO): molybdenum incorporation into molybdenum-molybdopterin complex; Mo-molybdopterin cofactor biosynthetic process
Cellular component (GO): cytoplasm; cytosol
Molecular function (GO): molybdopterin molybdotransferase activity
Source: RefSeq, a predicted model, not a curated record